Messenger RNA from Prinia subflava (tawny-flanked prinia), 7773 nucleotides. RefSeq names its product G protein subunit alpha 12 (gene GNA12). The transcript has 4 exons. NCBI's taxonomy places the organism in Eukaryota, Metazoa, Chordata, Aves, Passeriformes, Cisticolidae. The record is from RefSeq and is a predicted model, not a curated record. Gene Ontology annotation, biological process: Rho protein signal transduction; adenylate cyclase-modulating G protein-coupled receptor signaling pathway. Gene Ontology annotation, molecular function: G-protein beta/gamma-subunit complex binding; GTPase activity; D5 dopamine receptor binding. Gene Ontology annotation, cellular component: brush border membrane; heterotrimeric G-protein complex. The coding region runs from base 194 to 1351 and encodes 385 amino acids.
CCACCCCUCCCCCGGCCGGCCGCUCCCUCCCUCCGCCGAGCCGGAGCGAGGAAUGGGCGGUCCCGGCCCGUAGCCCCCGGCUGCGGCUGCUCCUCCUCCCGGUCUCAGCGUCUCGGCGGCCUCCGCCCGAUGCUGGCGGAGAGCGGGGUCUCGGCGGCGGCGUUGUGAGCGCUCCGGCCGGGCCGCCGCCGCCAUGUCCGGCGUGGUGCGCACCCUGAGCCGCUGCCUGCUGCCGGCCGAGGCCGCGGGCCGCGCCGGGGAGCAGCCGCGGAGGGACGGCAAGGAGCGGAGCCGCGAUGCCGAGCGGGAGGCGCGGCGGCGCAGCCGGGAGAUCGACGCGAUGCUGGCCCGGGAGCGGCGCGCCGUGCGCCGCCUCGUCAAGAUCCUGCUGCUGGGCGCCGGCGAGAGCGGCAAGUCCACCUUCCUCAAGCAGAUGCGGAUCAUCCACGGCCGCGAGUUCGACCAGAAGGCGCUGCUGGAGUUCCGGGCCACCAUCUACGAGAACAUCCUCAAGGGCUGCAGGGUUCUGGUUGACGCACGGGACAAGCUGGGGAUCCCUUGGCAGUACACGGAGAACGAGAAGCACGGGAUGUUCCUGAUGGCCUUUGAGAACAAAGCUGGGAUGCCCAUCGAGCCUGCCACCUUCCAGCUCUACGUGCCUGCCCUGGGUGCCCUCUGGAGGGAUUCGGGGAUCAAGGAAGCCUUCAGCCGUCGCAGCGAGUACCAGCUGGGUGAGUCGGUGAAAUACUUCCUGGAUAACCUGGAUCGCAUCGGUCAGCUGAACUAUUUCCCCAGCAAACAAGACAUUUUGCUGGCCAGAAAAGCCACGAAGGGGAUAGUAGAGCAUGAUUUCAUCAUUAAAAAAAUUCCUUUCAAGAUGGUGGAUGUAGGGGGACAGAGGUCUCAGCGUCAGAAAUGGUUCCAGUGCUUUGAUGGAAUAACUUCCAUUUUGUUCAUGGUCUCCUCCAGUGAAUACGACCAGGUCCUCAUGGAAGACAGGCGCACAAACAGACUCGUGGAGUCCAUGAACAUCUUUGAGACAAUAGUCAAUAACAAGCUUUUCUUUAACGUUUCCAUCAUCCUAUUCCUCAACAAGAUGGAUCUCCUGGUGGAGAAAGUAAAGACUGUCAGCAUCAAGAAGUAUUUCUCGGACUUCAAGGGCGACCCUCACCGCCUGGAGGACGUGCAGCGUUACCUGGUGCAGUGCUUCGACAGGAAGAGGCGGAACCGCAGCAAGCCGCUCUUCCACCACUUCACCACGGCCAUCGACACGGAGAACAUCCGCUUCGUGUUCCACGCCGUCAAGGACACCAUCCUGCAGGAGAACCUCAAGGACAUCAUGCUGCAGUGAGGGACAGCAGCCCCUGCUCUGUUCAAGUUUCGCCGGAGGGUUCGAUCGAAGUUUUUGUCCUUUCUUUGUGGCCCUUGCAUGCGGCGCGGGACCCGUGCGAAUUCCUUGGCUCAGGAAUGCUGUUCACUAGCCAGUCCAAACAGAGGAGCUAUAGGCCGGAGGAGUCAUGUUGAUGUUAGCUACUGAAUCAUUUGGACUAAAACACUACUGAAACCUGGCCGUGGUAGGUUCUGUACCGAGUUUGGAACGCUGAAUGACACAGCCACCGUCUGCCUUCUUGGAGAACAGAAUUCUCUGACAAACCGUGCAUGGAAGACACGUUUCAAAUGAAUGCGCUCAUUUUUCAGAGACACUAAUUGUACAAACUGCCUUUUUUUUGUAGUUUGGAGGUGCUGAAUCGAUCAAACUAAUCUAAACAUGAUGAGAUUGGCAGCUGUAUUGGAGAAUGUUAAUGGAAGUUCCAUUCUUAACCCUUAGGAAUAUAACCAGGUCUUGUGUGUGUGUUCAGCUUUGCCGAGGGUCUGGAUUCCGCCUCCCGAGGUGGAUGCACAGCUCUUGUCUGAAGGUUUUGCAUGAGUCUCCUGAGCACAAGUGUAAAACUGUGUAAGGAGACUCACGUUGGAGUCAAUGGGAUGGGGACUUGAGGCCUCGCUGAAGCGGAGAAGGGUUUAUUUUGCACUAUGAGUGGAGAGAGUUACAUCAUGGGAAAACUGAUUUCCUUGGUGCAGCAGCCUGUGCUGGAGCACCCAGCCAUGCACAGGGGGUGCUCGAGGCAGGAGUGUCCUCACACCCACGGUGGGCAGCCCCUCUGAAGGUUCAGUAUCUCACGUGACAGAGCUUCAGCUGUGCUCAAAAGUUUGGAAGCUCAUUAAACUCCUUAAACAAAGGUUUUGGUAGCACAGCAGCUGCUUGAUGAGUUCCCAGCAGCUGACCUAGGAAGACUGAACACCCUGGAGAUCCCAGCUGCACUGAUGUAUUUGGACAGCAAGACCUUGCUGUAGAAUUAGCCUUUAAUCUGUGUCUUAAUGGGAUCUUCAGCCUAUGGUGAUGCAGGUAGAACCCAGAGCACAGUCAGGUUUGGAGUCGCCCCUUUUGGGCAUGGUUUGGGUGUAAAAUGCCAAGAGGCUGUGAAUAAUUUGGAUGUGAACUCCGAAUUUCCUUGUGCUCUCAGUCUCUGCCAGGUGCCUUUUCUGUGUACAGACAUUGAAUCUUUCCUGCUGCAGUGGGGUACAUGGACAAACUGAAGAUAUUGUAGUGCUGUCCUUUAGGUAACUCAAACAUAGUUUACUGUGCAAUUUUUGUCAUGGUUUUUAUCCAAGAAUAAAACCUGAAGGGCUGUUUGUACCCAUAAAAAGUCAGCAGAUUCCCUGGAGUUCUUAUCCCCUUUGAGCCUGUAAUGGCAUGUCAAAACAAGCAAAGUUUUACUUCAGCUGGUAAUCCCAUGGGAAAUGUGGUCAAAGAAAAGUCCUGUUCCGUUGUCCUUUCAUGUUAAUUUGGAUAAAAUCUGGAAUCUUUCUUCCCCUCUGAAGCUUGCAGAUGUUCAUAUCAGUAUUUUUGUGUCGUUUCCUGAUGUCACAGCCUCCUGGCUUUCUUUGUGCAGGCUCCAGAGUGGAAAAGCUGUGGCUGUGUCAGUGCCUGGAACAGGCACAGAAUCGAGGUAAGAAGCAACUGACAAGUCGCAGAUGGGAAAAUCUAACUUAAAUCUCAGCAAACUUAAACAGGAAUUAGCUUCCUUGUGACAAGUCUUAUUUUGCCAGGACCAACUCUGUCUUUUAAAUAUUUAUUAAUUUUUAGCCUUGAAGGGGAAGAAUUUUAUGUGGCUAGUAUUCAGAUGAGGGAAAAAAAUCUCAAGAUUAUUACAUUUGAAAAGGAAAACGUUUCACCACGGCGUGAUGCAAACGAGUUUACUCAUCACAUAAGGUUGGUUUCUCUGAGCCCAUUUGUUUGGCUGAAGACUAAGGCUGCUUUCAAAGCUUUCAGAUGUUUUCUGAGUUUUUGGUAGUGGUUUCCACUUCACACAAAACACUGGGAAAGAGGAGGCAGUUGUGGGCUCACCUGACUUCUAGGUUGACUUGACUUUAGUUCUUAGUUUGCUGUGAGCUUUAUUCUUUCACUGAAUUUUCCAGAUGAGUUAAUAUUAUGCUUGUUUUCUCAAAUUAGUUAAACAUUCCCUUUCAACUGUAUUUUUUCUCAAGAAUUACCUCAGUUUGGUGUCUGAAUCUACUGUAGUUUUACCUGGGAGGCAUAGCAUGGAAUUUCCUGUUCUGUUUUUCUCUUGACACUCAUCCAUGGUUUUGUGUCCUUAGUCACCUUAUGGAUUUACCCUCAACAGAGCUAAUGAUGAACUUGCAUUUUCAGUAACUUAAAAUCUGCACCUGGAAAAGAAACAGCAUGAGAGAUUUCGCACUGAGCUCUCAAGCUGAUUUUUUUUUGUAUGAUAAGGCAGUUUUGCACACUAAAUCAAUUUUAGGGAACCAGUUUGCCCACCUUGGGCCCAUUAUUGCCUUUCUUGUUUUAAUUGAUGGAAGGGGCCUGAGUGUGGGGCUGCAGCCGCAGGUGAAAAUCAGUGUUUUGGCUCUGUGGGCUCUGUCAGGUUUGGGUAGUGAAGGAUCACACCAGGAACCCCAGGUCAGGAAACUCUCCUUGCAAAAGUUAAGCACUUCCCAAGUUUGCAGAGUAAACUGUGAAUGAAAAGGAUGUGGGGGUCUUUUUGAAAUGUCAGUUUUCUCUGCAAAAUACUCUUCUUGCCACAGCUGAGGGGGCUUGGAGUGUUUUUUUCAAGGUAAGUUAUAGUAUAAUAAAGCCAGAAAAUCAUGUUGUGGUAAAUCAGUGAUUACUAAAGCAGAGCUUAGGUAGGUGAGGUUGUUCACACAUCUUGGGACAGGCCUGGUCGGUUGCUUAGUCUUUCACCAGAAACAAAUAUAAAACUUUAUUUUAAGUGACAUCCUGGAGAACUUUGCAGGUAAACACAGCUGGAGAGAACAUCAUUUUUUUGUUAGUUUUAUAGGCUUAUUGUUCAUUUGGCUGGUCAGGAAAUGGGUCACAGGCAGGAUGAUCAUCAGAUGGAGACCUUGAACAAGUACUUUUUUUUUUUUAUUUUAAGAAAAGAGCAGCUUUUUGCUGUCCCUCCUCUGACACCCGGGGUCAGUGACAGAAUAUUGCAGAGGGGUUGUCUCUGCCGAGGACAAAGAGAGGAAACUCUUGCAGCCUGUGCUUGGGGCAGAGACUUACGUAAUCCUGGAGUCUGAGCAGAAAAACUAAAUGGGAGCCAUUUAUCCAACACUACUUUGUGUUUGUUGUGCUCAAAGGCAGAGUUAAGCUAAUGGAGUGUGUCAAUGCCACUCCUGCAGAUUGCAGGCUCUGAGCAGUCCUUGGAUGCAUGGCAAGGUGACUUGGUGGAGUUAAAAAGGAAGAGUGGUUUUCUGGAAGUGACAUAUUCAAUAGGCACUUGUCACUUUGAAGGAAUGAAAUCGUUCUUAAUGUUGAAAAUUAACUAAUGGUGGUUGUGGAAUUGAAAUUGCUGAAUUGAAUUAAUCUUACUUAAUACAGCAGCUUUGAUUAUUUGACUUAUUAACUUGAUAAUAUGUUUAAUUUUUUAAUUGCUGCUGUGUAAAACCUAGAACUAGGCAUGUUACAUGGAUGAAGCUCCUGUGGAUGACCAUUCCCAGGCCUUCUGGGGCAGGUAAAGCCCAGCUGCAGGCAGAGUGGAGAAAGUAAUGGCAAAUAAACCAUAGGGAAAUGGAGUAGGAAGAGCUUAUUGGCACAUGGCACUGGAGACAAGAAUAUAAUUCCCCUAGGACAGCUGAAGUGGCAUUUGGUGUGAAAAGUGGUGCAUUUGGAGCGUGUCCCAUCCCGUCCAUGUGUUGCCCCCAUCCCCAUGGGCUCAUUCCCUCUGGGAAUUCUCCCAUCCUGGUUACUGUGAUCUGCAGAGAAACGUGGAAUUAAAGCAGGUGAAAGAACAGGCGUGGUACCACUGCAGAAAGCAGCAGCCUGCUUUGGUGACAGCUGCCUUCUACAGAACAGCAUUUUAGAAAACAGGUCCUCUGCUGCCUUUAGAUGGCUGUCUUUGUAUUAACUAUGUUUUAACUUAUAUUAACUUAUGUUUUGGAGUCUUUUCUAUGUGUGUACUUCUUUAUUUCUGGGGGAAAAAUCCCUUCUGUGCAUGGACCUGGAGGAUUUCUCUAAAAGGCCCCUCUGAUUUUCAAGCAGUGAGUUUUGACACUUGCCUUAGCUUAGCUUCUGUCAUCGAAUUUUCAGGAAUACCUGCUGGAUUGAUGGAUGAUUUGAUGUGUGCCAGCUUGAGAGACAACACCUCCACACAGUGCAGUUUGUCAUGUAAACCAAACACUGAUCUCACGAUGAGAACUCUCUAAGUUUAGCAGAACCCUCUUUUCUAUAUUCUCUUUCUAGCACAAAAUCACGUGGAGUAGUCAGGGGUUUAAUAUCGCACUGCCAACUCUUUACCUCAUACUCUGUAAUUCUGUAACACAAAGUGGUGGGUGGGGUGUUUCAGUAGCAACUAUUAAACAUCUGUGCCUACUUUUGUAAAUGAGCUUUUAACAGUUUUUUAGGGAGCAUCCAGUAUGGAUCAGGGCUGGCGUGGUCUGGGCCAGACUUGGCCUGAGUUAGUGCUGACUCCACACAGCUCCAGCUGAGGAAUGUCUAGCCUAGUGAGGAAUAACUGGUGAUGCAAGACCUAGUGCUUUUUAAUAAUACCUGUUUUGUAAUUAGCUGGGGUGAUCUCUGCUUUGUGCUGUGACGUGGGCACUUCUUUGUUUUGACACUAAUCUUUUUUAAGUAGAUGGAAAUGAGUAAAGCCAGGAGAUUUGGAGCUGAAGCUGCCUCUUUGCUCACCUUGGUGGCUGAGCAGUUCAGCUCCAUCCCUGAUGUUUUUAUCUUUCUAAAGGCAUUUGGAAAGCGGUGUUGAAGUUUGUCUGUGUGUUGAUAUGCUCGUGUUCUUACUGGGUGGGGAGUGUGGAGGUUCUGUCAGUGCUGGUGGUUCUGUGCCUGGCCUGAGGAGCUGGCCCAGCCCUUGGCCUGUGACUGAAGGUCUGGUGUGAAAAUAGUCAGAGGGGGGAAAAAAGAGCAGCACUGACUUCCAAGGUGGGAAUUCUGGUAAAUAAAAAAAAAAGCCAAAGUAUGUUGGAGGGGAGCAGGAGAGGGGAGCUGGUUUCUAAACAGAUCCCAAAAGCUGAUGGUGCUUGAAGACUGUACUGAAGUGAAAUGCCAUCUGCACUGACCCAAAAGCUUUGAGUGACUCCAGAGAGCCAUUGGCUGUGAGUUAGGAGCAGCAGGCUGGCCAGGCUGGCCCUGCCAUUGUAAAACCUCUCUUCAUCCGUUCAUCACCGGGUGCUAAAACUCAAUUUUGAUAGAAUACAGUAUGCAGAUCUCUGGCCAGACACUGCAUCCUACUCUUUCCUGACAGCAGCUCAAACUUUCUUCAAGAUACCAGAGCAUGAGAAGGUAAGAGGCUGUUUCCAUUCUUGGAAUAAAAAACUACAACCGAUGGAGAGCAACUUUAUUUAACAAGCAGGACCCGAGGGAGCAUGUUGGAGGGAAGUGACAGGUUCUGAGUAGCACAACUCUGCUGUUACUUGCCAUCAAUCUCCUGUGCAGGUGGUUGGGCACAAAGGCUGAGAGGAGCUAGCAGGGAGCAGGGGGAUGUGGAGGAGAAGGGAUCUGUUGGGAGCUCACGAGACUUGGGAAGGUGCCUGGUGGAACUGAGGUGUGUUCAGAGCCCUGUUUGCAUUGAGGCCAUGAACCCUCUGUAGGAGAGGGAGUGUUCCCCCAGCUGGUGUUGUCUGAGACGUGGCAUGGGCUUGAAUUGAUGAUACAGAUUAAAAAGCAUUUCUGGACACUCCACUGGACAGCAGUGCUGGUGUUUCUCGCUCCAGUGAGAGGCUGUUUUGUUUGUGGAAUCAAAAUGUGCAAAAGCAAACUGACAGAACACCAGGUUAUCUGUGACACGACCACAUAGCUUAGGAAGCCAAGUGAUGUUAUCUUUUAUUCUGCAAUGUACUUGCUCUCUGGUGCCUAUGCAUUAACACACAUACUAUGCAAUAUCAGCCUUUUUUUAAACCAGUUCACUACAUUGGGCAAGAACGCCCUGAGUUUAGCCUUAAUUUUCUUAACAAUUCACAGGAAAGUACUUUAAAAACAGUGACAAACUCAAAAAAGGUGGAAAAUGCAUAAAGUAAAAGCACAGUCCCAGACUGCUCACAUAAGUGUCUUUCUAGCACCAAAACAGCAUCCGUGAUAGAAGCAGCUACUUGCUGUAAUAGUUUCAACUUAUGAAAACUGUGUACUAGAUAAAAUUAUAUUGUGAUGUGUAAAAAGUGUAUUUUAUAGCUUUGGUGACUUAGUUUACUGUUUUGUAUAUAUGAAUUUUAUAAAUCUAUUAAAACUUGACUUGUUAUACUGUU